AUGUUCUCAAAUCGUAUAGUCAGACCAUCAUCGUUUCUCUUCUCCUUCAUUCGUUAUAAUCAUCGAACGAAGCCUUAUCCAGACCUUACACAUCCUGAACAACCAAUUCAUUUCCCAGAAACAUACCAAGAAAAACUCGCUCUUCCACUAGAACGACCGCGUUUCGUUGAUGAAUACUCAAUCAAAGGGCCACCCUAUGGUCGUGUCUACGAAAAAAUUCCGUUCAAAUUUCGUGUGGAAAAAGGUCGAGCUUAUCUAUACUGUGCGU
Adineta ricciae is the source of this 268-nucleotide messenger RNA. NCBI's taxonomy places the organism in Eukaryota, Metazoa, Rotifera, Eurotatoria, Adinetida, Adinetidae. The record is from the annotation of a GenBank genome assembly.